This is a messenger RNA of Salarias fasciatus (jewelled blenny), 2303 nucleotides long. RefSeq names its product WD repeat domain 46 (gene wdr46). Gene Ontology annotation, biological process: maturation of SSU-rRNA from tricistronic rRNA transcript (SSU-rRNA, 5.8S rRNA, LSU-rRNA). NCBI's taxonomy places the organism in Eukaryota, Metazoa, Chordata, Actinopteri, Blenniiformes, Blenniidae. Bases 28 to 1809 code for a protein of 593 amino acids. The transcript is spliced from 14 exons. The record is from RefSeq and is a predicted model, not a curated record. Gene Ontology annotation, cellular component: 90S preribosome; small-subunit processome; nucleolus. Gene Ontology annotation, molecular function: protein binding.
AGGAAAUGACAAAUAUACACAACAAAGAUGGCGGCCCCCAGCGAGGCAACAGUGAAUGAUGUGCACGUGGGGAAAAAAAAGAAGCCCCCAGCUCGAUACUGGCAGGAGCCACAGGCGGAUGAUGGAAGCAAAGACGGCGACAAGAAACACGAUGAGCGUACUGAACAAACUCUGGAACAAAAAACAAAAGCUGUCAAGAGAAAGCGAAGAGGACGUGAAAAAAGAGGAAAAAAAUUCAUAUCUGGGAAAACUGACCCUUUCCCUGGCCCAGCUCCUGUUCCAGUGGACAGAGUACAGAAGUUCAAGAGAAAAGAUAAAAUUGAAAAGCCUCACUUCAAACAGUACAAGCUGAACGACCUCAUAGUUCAUUCAGAGGAAGCUUCUGAGCUCGCCCAGAAACAAGCGGCCCGGUUUGACCUUCUGCUCCCUGAGGAUGCUGGGUUUCUAGAAGGAGAUGAAGGCGAGGACACAUGCACAGUCUCACAGCAGGACAUUGCAGAGGCUGUGGAUAUAACAUCUGCUACAAAGUAUUUCAAUCUGAAACUACCCCAGUUUGGACCAUAUCGAGUGGAUUACAGUAAAAAUGGACGGCAUCUGCUCCUCGGUGGGCGGAGGGGCCACGUGGCCUGCAUAGACUGGCAGUCCAAGCAGCUGAUGUGCGAAAUAAACGUGAUGGAGUCUGUCAAUGAUGUGAAGUGGCUUCAUAGCGAGGCAAUGUACGCAGUGGCUCAGAAGAAAUGGCUGUACAUCUACGACUCCAACGGAAUUGAGCUUCACUGCAUCCGUAAAUUCAACGACGUCCUUCGUAUGCAGUUCCUGCCCUACCACUUCUUGUUAGCUACAGCCAGCGCCACGGGUUUUCUGCAGUACCUGGACGUGUCUGUGGGUAAGGAGGUGACGGCAAUCUGCACAAAGACUGGCCGCCUUGACGUGAUGUGCCAGAACCCCCACAAUGCCAUCAUCCACCUGGGCCACCCCAACGGCACCGUGACCCUCUGGUCUCCCAACCAGAAAGAGGCGCUCGUCAAGAUGCUCUGCCACCAAGGCGGCGUGCGCUCAGUCGCCGUGGACAAGACGGGCACAUACAUGGUGACAUCGGGCAUGGACAAAAAGAUGAAGGUCUACGACGUGCGCUCCUUCAGACCCCUCAAGUCGUACUUUCUCCCCGCUGGAGCUUCCUGUUUGUCUUUGAGUCAGAGGGGGCUUCUGUCUGCUGCCACUGCAGACAUUGUUCAGGUGUACAGGGAUGUGUGGAGCACUCCAGUGACCAAACCCUACAUGGCUCACCGAGCUCAGGGCGCCGUUUGGGGGCUGCACUUCUGUCCCUUCGAGGAUGUCCUUGGAGUUGGGCACGGACAAGGAUUUAGCAGCAUGCUCAUACCAGGCGCGGGUGAGCCCAACUUCGACGGCCUUGAUGCAAAUCCGUUCCGCAGCACCAAACAGAGGCAGGAGUGGGAGGUUAAAGCCUUGCUGGAAAAGGUCCAGCCAGAACUCAUCAGCCUGGACCCCACAGAGCUGGGAUACGUCGACCGCGCCACCCUCGAGCAGAGACAUCAGGACAGGGUUCAAGCUCUGGGUUUUGACCCGCUUGCUAAAGAAAAGUUUGUUCCAAAGUUCAAGAAAAAAGGGCGCAGCACAGCUGGUGCUGUUGAGCGACGCAAGAAGAAAGUGGCUCAUGAGGACCAGCGGGAUGUCAUCAGGAAGACGGUGGAGGAAAAGGUGAAGAUGGAACAAGCGAAAAAGGCGAUGGAGAAGAAAACGGCGGCUCGAGCUGACCAGAAAUCUGCUCUGGACAGAUUCAAGAAGUAGAAAAGUGGACGCCUUUGUGCAGCCGAAACCAGCGGCAGCCUGUGGGAGUGACCUUUGGCCUCCACAUAAAGGUCCAGUGUGGGAAAAGAACAAAACCACUACAAAUACUGGAUGCAGUCAGAAAACGAUAUCCCACAUUCUGGGGGACAUCAGGUCAUCUAAUCAAUAUUGAAUGCAGGACGCUGCCGGACUAUUGAGCGUCUGCAGCCUGAAGCUCUUCCUGCCUUAAUGCUGAACUAAUGUGAGCUGCCACAGUGGACGGUACCGCCUGCAGAAUUUCUACUUUCACUUUAGAAAGUGCUUGGCUUUUGGACAGAAGUUCAAACUGUGUCUGAUGGUUUUUGUAUAAAUAUGUUUCAAAAAUAAACGUCAUGAUGCCGAGAGUCUUAUUUCAGACUGUUAUUCCUGUAAUAAACACUUGAUCUUGGAGUGAUGUAUCUGGUAGCUUCUGCAGGUUCUUGCUACUUUCAAAUGAAUUAUUGUGACAUUAUUAU